UCUUCCCCGCACGGCCGGGACAGCGACGCCGAGGCUCCCGGCUCGCAGCCGCCCCGCCAUGGCUCUCAGCUCCGAGCGGCUCUUCGACUCGCUGGGACAUUUCGGCAGAUUUCAAGCAUGUGUUUAUUUUGCAUCUGUCUUUCAAGCUAUGUCAUGUGGUAUCCAUUACUUAGCAUCUGUGUUCAUGGCUGUUACUCCUAACUUUGUAUGUGGGUUCCCUGGAAAUGUGAGCAGUGUUCUUUUCCACAACUCCUCUGCAUCAAGUAUAGAGGACAUCUGGACUCUAUGGACAUCAACAGAAAACUACAUUGUAGUCCAGCUGGAAAAUGGAGAAAUUUGGGAACUUGAUCAAUGCAGCAGGUCCAAACGAGAAGUCAGUUUGGAUCUGACAUAUGAAUACAAAGGCAACAAGUCUGUAUUUCCUUGUUCUGAUGGAUUUCUCUAUGACGAUACAAAGUGGAAGAGCACUGUUGUUACACAGUGGGAUCUUGUCUGUGACCGAGAAUGGCUUGCAAAAUUAAUCCAGCCUAUGUUCAUGCUUGGAGUCUUGAUUGGAGCAGUGAUUUUUGGUGACAUUGCUGACAGACUGGGAAGACAGCGUGUUAUAUGGUUCACAAGUGCUGGUCAGUUUGUGUUUGGCAUCGCGGUGGCCUUCACCUUUCACUACUACAGUUUUGUCAUUGUGCGCUUUCUCCUCGCUAUGGUUUCAAGUGGCUAUCUGGUUGUGGCUUUUGUUUAUGUGACUGAAUUUGUUGGCAUUAAAGCACGAACCUGGGCUUCUAUGCAUGUCCAUGCUUUUUUUGCUAUGGGAAUUAUGAUUGUGGCACUCGUGGGAUUUUUGGUUCGGACCUGGUGGGUCUAUCAGAUAUUUCUAUCCAUAGCAACUCUUCCCUUUGUCUUGUGCUGCUGGAUGCUCCCAGAAACACCUUUUUGGCUGCUGUCAGAGGAAAGAUAUGAAGAUGCACAAAAAGUGAUUGAUACAAUGGCAAGAUGGAAUAAAGUCAGCACUCCCUGCAAAGUUUCUGAACUGUGCUCAGUCCAACGAGAUGAUCUAGCCAGUGACAGAACAGGUGAUGAUGAGACAUCCUCAGCAAAGAAGCACAACAUCUUAGACCUGUUUUGUAACUGGCAAAUUGCAAGAAGGACCAUCACAGUCUGGCUGAUCUGGUUCACUGGGAGCUUGGGGUACUACGUCUUCUCCCUCAGUUCUGUCAGUCUAGGAGGCAAUGAAUAUUUAAAUCUCUUUCUCAUAGGUGCUGUGGAGUUGCCUUGCUAUAUCAUUGCUUGUGUUGCGAUGGACAGACUGGGAAGGAGAAACACACUCAUUCCGUUCCUUCUUUUAAGUGCACUGAUCUGUGUUUUAAUUAUGUUCAUACCUCAGGAUUUCAGUACAUUAAUUAUCUUAGCAAAUAUGGCUGGAAAAUUUUCCAUAGGUGUGGCAUUUGGUCUUAUAUAUCUCUACACAGCAGAACUGUACCCAACAAUAGUAAGAUCACUUGCUGUUGGAAGUGGAAGCAUGAUGUGCCGUGUAGGAAGUGUGGUUGCUCCUUUCUGUGUAUAUCUGAGAAGUGUCUGGAUUUUCAUGCCACUUUUGCUUGUUGGAAUCAUGGCUCUUCUGAGUGGAAUCUUAACCAUAAUGCUUCCAGAAACACUGGGAAAACCAUUGACUAAUACUUUGGUGGAAGCUACAGAAAUGGGAAGAAACAAGAAAAGUUGUUCAGAAAAGACUCCUCCAGCACAUAGUGGUACAGCAUUAGAAAAGAUAGAGAUGUUUGGUCAAGAAAGAGUCAGAACUGACAAAUAAAGCAGCAGCAAAAUGGCUGUUCCCAAUUUUAAUCACUAUCUAAUUUAUAUGAUCUCUGUAUUCAAGAAACGUGACUGUUCUAUAACAUCUGUGCCUUUUACUUUGUAUUCUGUCUUGCCUUUUCAGUACAGCAAUUGUAUGAAAUCUUUUCAAAGUGACUGAGUUACUGCAGAAAAUUGAUAGGAUUUCUAGAUCCCUUAUCAAACUUAACCAGACUUUAAAUUGACUUGCUGUGACCAGCUGGAAUGAUUACUGUAAAUGUUAGAAGCUACUUGAUUACAUGUAUGUCAAAAAAAUAUGCCAAUUCUUUGCUUCACAUUUUCUGCAGUUAGAUUUGUAAACCUACAACAAAGUGCCCUGCCUGGUCUCUUCCUGUUGCAGCUGCCAGUUACAGGCUUGAGACUUCAGAACACAGUAAACUGUUACAAUUCAAGAGAGAAGCCUUAUCAUUGCA
This is a messenger RNA of Camarhynchus parvulus, 2258 nucleotides long. It is a transcript of the gene SLC22A16, whose product is annotated as solute carrier family 22 member 16. NCBI's taxonomy places the organism in Eukaryota, Metazoa, Chordata, Aves, Passeriformes, Thraupidae. The record is from RefSeq and is a predicted model, not a curated record. The transcript is spliced from 8 exons. Gene Ontology annotation, biological process: transmembrane transport. Gene Ontology annotation, cellular component: membrane. Bases 59 to 1804 code for a protein of 581 amino acids.